Molecule: messenger RNA, 2351 nt
Organism: Medioppia subpectinata
Lineage: Eukaryota; Metazoa; Arthropoda; Arachnida; Sarcoptiformes; Oppiidae
Source: the annotation of a GenBank genome assembly
AGUGAAUGUAUUGAAUGCAUGAGAAAAAGGUAUUGAAACUCAUUUCAGUCAACCACUCAUUUGUUACGUGUCUUAACACUCAAUACUCUCCACGAAAACUAAUUUAGUUUUCAUUUUUAUAUACUUUUAAUUCAGUUUAUAAAUUGUUAUUAUAAUUAUCGUUAAGUCUAUUACCAAAAGAUAUGACGCGAAGUGGAAACAAAUGGAUCCACUGUUUGGUGGUAUUGAUAGCACUGUCUGUUUGUUUGGCCAAAAACAAAGACGAGACGACCGAAAAGGACGGCAAAGACAGCGUCGGGACAGUGAUUGGCAUCGAUUUGGGCACAACUUAUUCGUGUGUCGGUGUCUUCAAGAACGGCAGAGUGGAGAUCAUAGCGAACGACCAGGGUAAUCGCAUCACUCCCUCCUAUGUCGCCUUCACCGCAGAGGGCGAACGGCUCAUCGGCGACGCCGCUAAGAAUCAGUUGACAUCUAAUCCCGAAAACACCAUAUUUGACGUGAAACGCCUUAUCGGUCGCGAAUGGACUGAUCCCACAGUUCAGGCGGACGUCAAGUACUUCCCCUUUAAAGUGAUCGAAAAGAGCGGAAAACCACACGUGAAGGUCGAGACGGGAAGCGGACCGAAAGUGUUCGCUCCGGAAGAAGUGAGUGCAAUGGUUUUGGUCAAAAUGAAAGAGACAGCUGAGGCCUAUUUGGGCAAAAAGGUGUCUCACGCUGUGGUGACGGUUCCCGCGUAUUUCAACGACGCUCAGCGACAGGCGACCAAAGACGCCGGUGUUAUCGCCGGUCUGAAUGUGAUGCGAAUCAUUAACGAACCGACGGCUGCGGCCAUCGCUUAUGGUCUCGACAAGAGAGAGGGCGAGAAGAAUAUUCUGGUGUUUGAUUUGGGCGGCGGAACCUUCGAUGUCUCGCUUCUGACCAUCGAUAACGGCGUGUUUGAAGUGGUGUCCACUAAUGGCGACACCCAUUUGGGUGGAGAGGACUUCGACCAGCGAGUAAUGGAGCACUUCAUCAAACUGUAUAAGAAGAAGACCGGGAAAGACAUCCGAAGCGACAACAGAGCCGUUCAGAAGUUGAGACGAGAGGUGGAGAAAGCGAAGCGAACGUUGAGUGGCGCACAUCAGGCGAGGAUUGAAAUCGAGUCCCUCUUCGACGGCGAAGACUUCAGCGAAGUUCUGACGAGAGCUAAGUUUGAAGAGUUGAAUAUGGAUUUGUUCCGAUCGACACUCAAACCCGUCCAGAAAGUACUCGAAGACGCGGACCUCCAGAAGAAAGAUAUCGAUGAAAUCGUAUUAGUCGGCGGUUCCACUCGUAUUCCCAAAGUCCAACAGUUGGUGAAAGAGUUUUUCAAUGGCAAAGAGCCGACUCGAGGUAUUAAUCCGGACGAAGCCGUGGCUUUUGGCGCUGCCGUUCAGGCGGGAGUGCUGUCUGGCGAAGAGGACACCGGAGAGCUUGUGCUGCUCGAUGUGAAUCCACUGACAAUGGGUAUUGAGACCGUUGGCGGUGUUAUGACUAAAUUGAUUCCAAGAAAUACUGUCAUUCCAACCAAAAAAUCUCAAAUCUUUAGUACUGCAUCAGACAAUCAGCACACCGUCACUAUCCAAGUAUAUGAAGGCGAGAGACCGCUAACCAAAGACAACCAUAUGUUGGGAAAAUUCGAUUUGACUGGUAUUCCUCCGGCGCCCAGAGGUGUGCCUCAGAUUGAGGUGACGUUUGAGAUCGACGUCAACGGUAUUCUGAAAGUGUCGGCUGAAGACAAGGGAACCGGCAAUAAGGAGAAGAUCACAAUCACCAACGAUCACAACCGACUGACUCCCGACGACAUCGAGCGUAUGAUCAAAGACGCCGAGAAGUUUGCCGACGACGACAAGAAAGUGAAGGAGAAGGUGGAGGCGAAGAACGAGUUGGAGUCUUACGCUUACUCUCUAAAGAACCAAAUCGGAGAUAAGGAGAAACUCGGAGGAAAGAUCACCGACGAGGAGAAGACAACCAUCGAGACCGCCGUCGAUGAGGCCAUCAAAUGGAUGGAGUCUAACGCCGACUCAGAAGUGUCUGAAUUUAAAGCUAAGAAGAAGGAGUUGGAAGACCAGGUGCAACCCAUUAUUGCGAAACUAUAUGCCGGCGCCGGUCCCGCACCGGGCGGUGAAGCCGGUCCUGACGCUGAAAAGGAUGAACUCUAACCCAUUUUGUAAAUUAAUCGUUAGGUUUAGCUCUCAUUUUCACAUUUCGUUCACUUUUUGUCAUCAAAUUUCUAUUUAUUUGAAAUAAAUUUAGUUAUUAUUGGAAUUAAUAUAAAAUACUUCUUUAAAUUAAUUUUUAAUGUUUAAUAAAAAAUAUUGAGAUUUUUUUUA